AUGGCGGCCAUCAUGGUGGUUGCCAGUGCCCAGAACACCCGCUUGGUCCAGAGUCAGGGAGAGGGCCCGUGCAUUUUGUUGUACCCUUCGGGGGACAAUGACUUUGUAUACUACCCUAACCCUAACCCUCCAGGGGAGAUGAGGCAGAGGGUCCAGAGGGACUAUCUAACCCCAACCCGGGAAGGAGGCCUCCAACUGGGAUCCCAGACCUCCAGGACCAGGGGGGUGUCACUGGAGGUAUUUAACCAGGGAAGGAGGCCUCCAACCUGGGAAGGAGGCCUCCAACUGGGAUCCCAGACCUCCAGGACCAGGGGCGUGUCACUGGAGGAGCAGUUCAUUGAGCUGUGCAAGACCCUGUACUGCAUGUUCUCUGAGGACACGUGCGAGCAGCAGCUGUACCACUCCAUCGCCACAGUGGCCUCUCUGCUGCUGCGCAUAGGCGAGGUGGCCAAACGCUUCAACAACCACAUCCCUGAGCCCCCCGCGCAAAGCCCCACAGGACGAAAGCCGGACGCGCACUGGUCCAUCAGCUUUGAGCAGGUCCUGGCCUCGCUGCUCACCGAGACCCCGCUGGUCGACUUCUUCGAGAGGAAGGCCCUGCUCCGGGACAAGAUGGCCGCCGCGCCCCGAAGUAGGAGGGAGUCUGAGUCCGAGGCGCACAAGUGA
This is a messenger RNA of Knipowitschia caucasica, 666 nucleotides long. The record is from the annotation of a GenBank genome assembly. Lineage: Eukaryota; Metazoa; Chordata; Actinopteri; Gobiiformes; Gobiidae.